Molecule: messenger RNA, 876 nt
Organism: Trematomus bernacchii (emerald rockcod)
Lineage: Eukaryota; Metazoa; Chordata; Actinopteri; Perciformes; Nototheniidae
Gene: lrrc38a
Product: leucine rich repeat containing 38a
Exons: 2
Coding region: 1-876 (291 amino acids)
Cellular component (GO): voltage-gated potassium channel complex
Molecular function (GO): transmembrane transporter binding; voltage-gated potassium channel activity; potassium channel activator activity
Source: RefSeq, a predicted model, not a curated record
AUGAUACCAUGCAUUAACUGGCUGCAGCCUUUCCUAGCCUUGAUCUCUUCCAUUUUGCUUACGCGGGGCCACAACUGUCCCUCCAGCUGUUUGUGUCCAGACCACCACACUGUGGACUGCACUGGGAAAGGGCUAACCAGAGUUCCAGACUCCAUCCCUCUGAAUGUUCGCCGUCUCCUGCUUUCCAACAACUGGAUUCCCUGGAUCCCUGAGGACUUUUUGGUCCUCUACAGCGAUCUGGUCUACCUGGACCUAAGGAAUAACUCCCUCUCCCAGCUGGAGCCAGGCACCCUGAGCACCUCCUCUAGAUUAGUCUUCUUGGACUUGGGGAGCAACAACCUGACUGAAAUUUCGUCUGGAACAUUUGUGGAGUCUAGGAGUCUGAUCAAACUACGAGUGGGGAACAACCCAUACCUACACAUGGUGGGCAGAGAUGCUUUCACAGGGCUGACUUCUUUGAGGGAGCUGGAGCUGCAGAGAAACGCUCUCUCAGCUCUGGAUGUAGUGGUUCUGGAAUCCCUGCCCUCCCUGAGGAUGCUGCGUCUGGAGGGCAACCCCUGGCUCUGCAACUGUCACUUUGCCAAACUGUUUGUAUGGCUGUCAGAGAACAGCCACAAGCUCCUAAAGGGUCUGGAGGGGAUAGAGUGCUCCCUGCCUCUGGAUGGCCGUCGUGUUCCCCUGAGUUUACUCUCUGAAGAGAGUUUUCGGGAGUGCCGUGGGACCCUCACCCUAACUGACUACCUCAUCGUCAUCUUCUCCGGUAUCUCUGUCUCAGUGGCGGCCAUCAUUACCAGCUUUUUUCUAGCUUCCACAGUGCACUGCUUCCAGCGACUCAGCAAAGGCAGCAAAGCAGAUGAGGAAGAAGGCAAUGACUGA